AUGGAAGGUUCCUUCCACCGCUCUCCCCCAAGCGAGGAGGAGAAGCAUGGCUAUUUCCGUGGUUUACCAAGCCGUCCAAUACUUGUUGCGCGCACAAGUACUGACCCGUGGGUGAUGCACGAAGAUUCUCAUUGCGUCUACAAGACGCUUGAUGUUGUUCGAAAACAUGCGAUCAACGACAUCUGGAACACAGUGCCUCUUUGUAGAGAUAUCAUGGAGUGCUUGGAAAACGUCGAAAUGAUCGCUCUCGAUAUCCUGCGACUAGGAUAUGAGCAUUUGUCAACGGUGGAUGAGGAUAGGGAAUCUGAUAAACCUGUUACAAUGCUUAUCUCAGUUAAGAAGGAUUCUACUGAUCCUAGCAAUGGACUUGCUAUAGUACUGAGAUGCCAGGAAAUCCUUUGCACGUACGGACUUGAGGAUGUCGAGGUGGAGAUGAAGGAAGCCGUAUUGGUAGGGGGGGCAGCCCAGUUCAUCAACCCAUGA
Fusarium coffeatum is the source of this 483-nucleotide messenger RNA. RefSeq lists its product as uncharacterized. Lineage: Eukaryota; Fungi; Ascomycota; Sordariomycetes; Hypocreales; Nectriaceae. The transcript has a single exon. The record is from RefSeq and is a predicted model, not a curated record. Bases 1 to 483 code for a protein of 160 amino acids.